GCAGGAAAAGAGAUGGACGGCCUUAUCUUAACAAAAAAAAUUAACAUUUCUUUUUUAGUUUCCUACCUUUUCUCAACAACUAAGCGGUUCAUUUGGGAAACCUAGUAAAAGAAAAGAAAGCUUGGGUUGUUUUAGGGAGAUGGGGUUGGCCCAAUAUUUGCAAUCUUCCUACAUUUUCUCGUUAUCCAAACGAAUUUCAAUGGACUCCUAAGUACUUGUACCAUGGCUGUUAGUAGGAAAAAGGCUAUUCUCUGAACUAGUUUUCAAUUUCGUUCGAGUAAUUUUGCAGUUCCGAACAAAUUUUAGUUGAAAGAAGGUUUAACCCUAGUUGAUUCAUGACAGGGUUUUCAAUCAAAGAUGAGAAAAAAAAGGGAUGAUCUAGGGUUUUUGAACCUACUUGUAACUGGACUAGAAUGUUCUCUGUUAUCAAAAUAAGUUCUGAAACAUUGUUUGUGUUUGAAUUUUUCUACAGGCCACAGCUGAGUUCUAGAAAAGCUCAAUUUGGGUUAAACAUGGCUGGUGGACGAGUGGUAAGCAGGUCAUCAAAUUCCUGCCCUGCUCCAUAUUCAGAUGAUGGAAAGAGCAGGGAAGAAGGUGAAUUCAGCAAACAGGUGACCAAAGAAAGAAAAUAUUUCAAAAGGAUCAUAAAAGCUGAUGCAGGGAAGAACACUAAAGAAUCAGGCUCCCCUGUUGCUGAUGCUCCCCGAAAAUUGAGCAGGAAAAGAAAGAAGGGAGACGAUGAAUGUCAACCUACACCCCCUAAACUGCCUGAUAAUAUCUCCAUUCAUGGUUGCGCAGCUUCCCAUGAGGUGGAAGUCCAGUCAUUUCAAUUGGUGGCUACAUCUGAAAAUGGAGCAAUGGAAAACGGUCCAGAAAAGAUGUCAACUACAGGCUCCCCAAAGGAUGGAGUGGAGGCUGAAAGAAUUGAUGCUUCACCUGAGGUUCCUGUUAAUUGGAGCAUUGCAAGAUCAGAUAAUGCCAAAGAUUUGGAGGAAGAUGAGCAGGAAGAGGUUCAAUCCAUAACAUCUGAUUCCUAUGUGCUGGUUAAACCGAUCAAAGAAGCGGGGGCUGUUCCUGUUAUGGGGUCUCUGAGCACUGCAACCUCGGAUAAUUCCCACAAUUUGGAAGAAGAUGAGCAGAAAGAGGCGACAUCUGAUUCCUAUGUGCUGAUUGGAGAGGACACUUCUACCUCCUAUGCCAGUACAACACCAAUCCCAGAAGUGGAGGCUGAAAGGAUUGAUACUUCUUCAUCCACUGCAAUCUCAGAUGAUGCCCACAAAUCGGAAGAAGACAAGCAUGAAGAGGCUCAACCCACAACAUCUGAUUCCUAUCUGCUCUCUUCCAUUCUCAAGGUAGUCAGUCUUCCAUGGCGCUUAUUCUCUAGAGCACGUGUCGGUGCUGGAACUGCUAGGCGCACCUGACCAACUCUCAAUUCACCAAACUGUUCGCUCUUCUUGAUGAUUUAGAAUCUGCAAAAUUCAAGUCCAACCAGCGAAGCUAUGUAUUCAAUGAAAUCACAGAAGACCCAGAGCUCAGUAGAAGCCAUUAAAGUGACCAAGGUUAAGUGUGAUCAAGCUGUGGAUUCAGUCAGAAAAGAGCUAGAAUCUCAGAAAAGAAGGUUGCCAAAGCUUGAGGUUGAAUCUGUUCAUACUGGGUAAAGCAGCUUUGUCUGGUAGGUUCAAGUUGGAAAGAACUGGAUUAAGAUUCAUUUGAAGUUGCAGUGCAACAGUUUGGAAGCCAUUAAUGGACAAGUUCUUGUUAUUCAUGUGUUCUGCAAAUUUUAUGAUUCUUGUCAACAUUAGCAUUGGUGAUUGUUCUUUUUCUUUCAUCUAUACUUCGUUGGUUUGGUUAAGAUUUCAUUUUAUUGGCCAAAUUUGUUAGAAUUUGUGCCAAGGGA
This is a messenger RNA of Vitis riparia (riverbank grape), 1897 nucleotides long. RefSeq lists its product as uncharacterized. The transcript has 4 exons. The coding region runs from base 414 to 1421 and encodes 335 amino acids. The record is from RefSeq and is a predicted model, not a curated record. Lineage: Eukaryota; Viridiplantae; Streptophyta; Magnoliopsida; Vitales; Vitaceae.